AUGAGCACGCCAGACGCGGACUACGGCGACGCGUUCCACUGGGGGCUCGACGGGGAGCACGUGCUCUUCGCCUCCGUGCGGCUCGACUCGGCGGGCGGGCUCCUCGCCGGCGCGCUGCUGACGGCGGGCGUGUGCGCGUGCGAGCGGCUGCUGACGUAUGCGCACGAGCGGCGGUGGGCGCCGGCGCGGGUGAGACGGGCGGGGGGCGGCGCAGGCGGCGUGGCGGGCGGGGGUGUACUGGGUGCUCGUGCUGCUCCCGCGUAUAUGCUGAUUGCGAUGACCUUCCACGCCGGGCUCAUUCUCAUCGCGGCGACGACCCUGGCUAUCGGCCAGUUCUUCAUCGAGCUGAGGACGGCCCCGCAGCUCCUGGACCGCGAAUAUGCGCCCUUGGACGACCCCCGCCCGCACCGCCACCGCAACUCGUAUUCGAUGCACGCACACCCAAAAGCAGAGCACUCCGGGACCGGCCGGACGGACUUCGAGCCGCCGGCGCCGCGGUUGUGGGAUGCCGGGGACGGCCCCGAGGCGGCGCGCGGGCUGCUCGGCGCCGCCCAGCGGUCGCCGCCGUUCCAGGUCGGCGGGCACGGACACGGACACGACAGCGAGGAGGAGGAUUGA
This is a messenger RNA of Mycena indigotica, 618 nucleotides long. RefSeq lists its product as uncharacterized. Lineage: Eukaryota; Fungi; Basidiomycota; Agaricomycetes; Agaricales; Mycenaceae. The transcript is spliced from 6 exons. Bases 1 to 618 code for a protein of 205 amino acids. The record is from RefSeq and is a predicted model, not a curated record.